AUGCCUUCUGUUUAUACUCGUGUUCUUUAUAUUUGCGACCCUAUUACAACUGCGCCGGCUCCCUUUGUCACCUCCAACUUUCCACCCCAGCCUAUCUCCCGUACCCCUUACGAUCUUUUCUUCCCCAACGGGCUGGGGCCGUCAUCUUGCUUUUCUCAUCUCACAUUCCUUGAUUGCGCGUACACUUUACACUCCCGGAACUCGAUGCGGUAG
Messenger RNA from Akanthomyces muscarius, 213 nucleotides. RefSeq lists its product as uncharacterized. Bases 1 to 213 code for a protein of 70 amino acids. The record is from RefSeq and is a predicted model, not a curated record. The transcript has 3 exons. Lineage: Eukaryota; Fungi; Ascomycota; Sordariomycetes; Hypocreales; Cordycipitaceae.